AUGUCUACUGUGAUCUCUGACUCGCUUUCCAAGAAGACGGCCGAUUUUUCGGUUUCUUCGGUUCUUCAUGAUACAGAUGCCUCCGACACUGACAUUCCACCCCUCGGAAAGCCUCAAAACGAGCGACGGUUCUGGUUUCAGCGAACAAGAAACUAUGAUCCAGAUGAGAUUGCUACACUUCCCUCUGUUUAUGACGACCCAGAUACUGCGAAGGAAUAUCAACCUCGGGCUGAUUGGGAGAAUCUCCAUCGAUUUGACCCUAAUGCACGAUGGACAUAUGGCGAGGAGUACAGUCUAAUUCGCAAGAUAGAUUUGAGAAUAAUGGUGUUUGCAUGUUUGAUGUUCAUGGCUUUGGAACUAGAUCGUUCCAAUCUGCAACAGGCUCUGACCGACAAUUUUCUCAAGGACCUGCACAUGAACACAAAUGAUUAUAAUCUUGGAAAUACGGUCUUCAAACUUUCAUUUCUCUGCGCUGAACUACCCUCUCAAUUGGUCAGUAAGUGGGUUGGCCCAGACAGAUGGAUCCCCACCCAGAUGGUUCUUUGGUCUGCGGUGGCCAUGGGCCAGUAUAGUCUCCGUGAUAGAACGGGAUUCCUUGUCUGUCGAGCGCUUCUCGGCAUCCUGCAAGGUGGAUUCAUUCCAGAUGUCGUUCUCUAUCUCUCUUACUUUUAUAAGCACCAUGAGUUAUCCCUGAGGCUGGGAUUCUUUUGGACUGCUAUGAGUUUAGCCGAUAUUCUUGCGGGUUUCCUCGCUUUUGGGCUUUUGCACUUACGCGGUGUACAAGGCCAAUCCGGUUGGCGAUGGCUGUUUCUGAUCGAGGGUCUCAUCACUCUCCUUGUCGGACUUUCUGCUUACAUUCUCAUGCCUGCCGGGCCCUGUCAAACUGCAAACUGGGCGCGCGGAAAGAAAGGCUGGUUUACACCUCGGGAGGAAACAAUCAUUGUUAACCGCGUGAUCCGCGACGACCCUAGCAAGGGUACUAUGCAUAAUCGGCAGCCAAUCACUCCGAAACUGCUUUGGAAGAGUCUCUGUGAUUUCGAUCUUUGGCCUCUUUACAUUAUUGGCCUGACUUUCGAGACACCCAUGAUGACACCUAAGCAAUAUCUGACUCUGACCUUGCGAAACAUGGGUUUCAAUACUUUUGUUUCAAACUUGCUUGCCAUCCCUAAUACGGUGCUUUCGAUGAUUCUCAUGCUUUCUAUCACAUAUCUAGCAGAGGUUACUGGGCAGUUGACUUGGGUGUCCAUUCUCGGCCAGAUAUGGACAUUGCCGUUCGUGGUGUACCUCUAUGUUGUGGAUACAACCACUGCAAACAGAUGGGUUGUUUGGGCGAUCGUCAGUCUGCUACUAGGUUUUCCAAACGCACAUGCAAUCCAAGUCGGUUGGAAUUCGCGUAAUUCCAACACUGUCCGAUCUCGGACUGUCUCGGCUGCCAUGUACAACAUGUGUGUCCAGGCAUCUGGAAUUAUUGCAUCGAACAUAUAUCGUGCCGAUGAUGCUCCGCGGUACCGACGAGGCAACCGAGCCCUUGUGGCUCUAGUUGUGACAAAUAUUUUUAUCUACUUGUUGGCGAAGGCAUACUAUGUUUGGCGCAAUAACAGCCGCGAUAAGAAAUGGAAUGCGAUGUCGCAACAGGAGAAAGUAAACUACUUGGCGACUACCAAGGAUGAGGGAAGCGGCCGACUGGAUUUCCGAUUUGCCCACUGA
Penicillium brasilianum is the source of this 1707-nucleotide messenger RNA. The record is from the annotation of a GenBank genome assembly. NCBI's taxonomy places the organism in Eukaryota, Fungi, Ascomycota, Eurotiomycetes, Eurotiales, Aspergillaceae.